Lolium rigidum is the source of this 1698-nucleotide messenger RNA. RefSeq names its product probable N-acetyl-gamma-glutamyl-phosphate reductase, chloroplastic. The coding region runs from base 57 to 1304 and encodes 415 amino acids. The transcript has 14 exons. The record is from RefSeq and is a predicted model, not a curated record. Gene Ontology annotation, molecular function: NAD binding; protein dimerization activity; N-acetyl-gamma-glutamyl-phosphate reductase (NADP+) activity. NCBI's taxonomy places the organism in Eukaryota, Viridiplantae, Streptophyta, Magnoliopsida, Poales, Poaceae. Gene Ontology annotation, biological process: L-arginine biosynthetic process.
CUCCGCCUACACCGCCCGCUGGUUUCGCGGCAGCCUGACUCCUCCUCCUGCCGGACAUGGGAUCGACGGUCGGCGGUGCGGCUCCAGCGCGCGCCGGAUUGGCCCACAAGAAUGGAGCCCUUGUUGGAUCUAGUUUCAAGCCAUGCACUAGUUUCAUGCUCAAGACAUCUCCCAAGGUUGGAUGCUCUUCGCACCGUGUGAGGGCAUCCAUUGCCUCUUCGCCACAAAAACAAUACUCUCCCAAGACAUCAGCAGUUCAAUCAGGGGAGGAGGUGCGCAUUGCGGUGCUGGGAGCCAGCGGUUAUACUGGAGCUGAGAUUGUUCGGCUUCUAGCAAACCACCCUCAGUUUCGCAUCACAGUGAUGACCGCAGAUAGAAAAGCUGGUCAACAGUUUUGCUCUGUAUUUCCUCACUUGAUAACACAGGACCUGCCAAAUUUAGUUGCAGUAAAAGAUGCAGAUUUUUCAAAAGUUGAUGCUGUUUUUUGUUGCUUGCCACAUGGAACAACACAGGAAAUUAUUAGAGAUUUACCCCAGCAACUGAAGAUUGUUGAUCUCUCCGCGGAUUUCCGAUUGCGUGACAUCAAUGAGUACGCAGAGUGGUAUGGUCAUGCUCAUAGGGCACCGGAACUUCAGGAAGAAGCUGUGUAUGGUUUGACAGAGGUUCUUCGAGACGAAAUACGAAAUGCUCGGCUUGUCGCCAAUCCAGGAUGUUAUCCCACGUCUAUUCAGCUCCCACUUGUUCCUCUAAUAAAGGCAAAACUGAUCAAGCUGAGUAACAUUAUAAUUGAUGCAAAAUCUGGGGUUACCGGGGCAGGACGCGGAGCUAAGGAAGCAAAUCUUUACACCGAGAUAGCUGAAGGCAUUCAUGCUUAUGGAAUAAAAGGCCACCGGCAUGUUCCCGAGGUUGAACAAGGACUUUCAGAUGCUGCUGAAUCUAAAGUUACUAUCAGCUUCACUCCAAAUCUUAUCUGUAUGAAACGUGGGAUGCAAUCUACCAUGUUUGUUGAAAUGGCACCUGGAGUGACUGUCAGUGAUUUGUAUGAGCAUCUCAAGUCUACUUACGAGGGUGAAGAAUUUGUCAAGCUGUUAAAUGGCAGCAAUGUUCCUCACACACGCCAUGUUGUUGGAUCAAAUUACUGCUUCAUGAAUGUCUUCGAGGACAGAAUUCCUGGAAGGGCCAUCAUCAUCUCUGUCAUAGAUAAUCUUGUGAAGGGGGCAUCUGGCCAGGCUGUGCAGAACCUCAAUCUGAUGAUGGGUCUGCCUGAGAAUACGGGGCUGCAAUAUCAGCCCCUGUUUCCUUGAUAUAUUGUGCCAGUAUUUGUUGUGUCUUGUCUGUGAUGGUGCUUUGGAGUAGCAAUCUCUGCUGUUUUCUGUUGAGAGGAAAGAGCUCAACAUCAGAGUGUACUCAAACUUUCUCAAAAGCAUAACUAGGCUUGUGCUGGUGUAGUUUUUAGAGAUGAGCAGCAAUUAGCAGUUGAAUAAGAGUAGUCAUAAGGCUAUGUAUCAUGUAUUGCGUUGUUAUGAGAUCAAUAAAACAGUCUAAAAGUCAACUCAGAGGCAUCAACCACUGCGGACAUCGUUUGGAUAUAGAGCAUUUCUUAGUUCUGAUGUUUUUGUCAAAUUUUAUCUUGUGUGAUGUAUCCAGAUCCUAAAUUUUACCACAAUAAUGCAGGUGACUGGUAUAUUGUUUUUGUCC